AUGGAAAUGCUCACAAAUACGUGAAAACUGUUUUCUGUCACUUUACACUUCUUAUUUGAUAUUGAAACGCCAAUUUUUUAACUAUUUACAAGUUAAUCACAUAGCACUAAAAUAAAACUGGGUAUAAGUACUUCGAAAAAUGGCAGGGUUACCAAAACUGCCCGGAUUUACCUUUAAAGAUCCCACGAAACAAAAUUUUAACUUGGCACAGACUUUUAAUAUUGUAAAUGGCUAUCAACUUCCAAGGACCAACUACAGUGGCAUCGGAAAAUCCGAACUGGAUGUGAAUUCAGUGAAUUACUUCAAUAAAUUGGACGCUAUCCACUACGAUCCAACGCUAACGUACGGCCGAUGUCGCUCCAUGCCGCCAAAAACAUUUAUGCCGCAUUACGCUCUUUACGAUCAGAAAUGUUUAACAUUUAAAGCAUUUUUUAAACAAGCUGUAUUUGAGUCUCCGUGGGAAUUUUUUCGGGUGCGACAAGUAAACAUUAUUUAUUUCUUGGAAGAUGAUACUUUAACUGUAAUCGAACCAAAAACUGAAAAUAGUGGAUAUGAUCAAGGACGAUUGGUAACGCGAGGCAAAAUACAAAAAUAUGAAGAUGGGACGUUAUUUCAUUGGAAGGACUUGAACAUUGGACGGGACAUUUGUAUUUAUGGCAUUGUUUAUCACACAGUGGACUGUGACAACUUCACGAGAGAAUAUUUGGCAUCUCAAGGCGUGGAGCUCGCCCAACGUGAAGAAAUGCCACCAGAUCCGUACACACAAGAUCGCAAGUUUAAAACCGCCGUUACUACCCACAAAACUCACCAAAACGACGAUAAAGUCCGCCGGUUCCUAGAAUACGACGGGAAAAUACUGAAAUUCAAAGCCUUGUGGGAUGACGAGAGCGAAUACGGAGAAAAACGUCCCUAUGAAGUCUAUUACUUCCUCUGCGACGACACCGUCUCCGUCAAAGAAGUAAUGGAAGAUAUGGAAGGCAGAGAUCCCUUUCCACAAUUAUUACGUCGCACAAAACUUCCGAAAAUCUGGACACAACGUCCGGAUGACUUCCCUUCCAUAUAUCUUGAGUUGAGUGAUAAUGAAGUCACUGAAUUUUAUCAACCCAAGGAUUUCCGUGUUGGCGAGACCAUCUUUAUCCUAGGCAGGAGGAUGCUUCUGUACGAUUGUGAUAAAUUCACGCGUAACUACUUCGCAAAGGUUCUGAAUUAUACUCAAGAGCCUGCGAUUGAUGUGUCCAUGCCUAAAAAACCAAAGGUGGUGCACAAAAUGCCACCGCACGUGAUGGGCAUUGGAUCUUUAGAAGACUCAUUAGAAAGCACCCUUAGGAUUAUUCCAAAGGUCCCCAAAAAAGAUGUGAUUCGCCAGGUUACAAAUGCGAAUAAAUAUCUGCGGUACAUAAUUAAAUUUGAUCUCGUUCAUCCGGAAGAUGAAAUCCGCAAGUUUAUUCUGAAAUAUAACCUUGGAGAUGGUACAUGUUCGAUUUACGAACCGCCGAUUAUUAAUUCGGGUAUUCUGGGCGGUAAAUACCUAAGAGCGACAAUGUUGAUCAAGCCUGGCUCCGACCCGGUGAAUCCCGAGUAUUAUACACCCGUGGAUUUUUACAUUGGAGCUGUAAUAUCAGUCUUCCAGCAAAGAUUCAUUGUCAUCGGCGCUGAUCUCUACACAUACAGAUACAUGCAGAAGAAUCCUGAGAAGUUCCCCUGUGAGGUUGUUGAGAACUUGCGAAAUUACAUGUUUAAUCAAGGAUUGCUUGACAAUGACUUGCAAGAACAAGUUGAACAGGAGCAUGAAGUCGCAAAGAAAGAAAAACGAGAUGCUAUUGGAAGGGAAAUCGAAAUCAGAGCCACCGAAAUGGAGAAGUGUAUUGAAGCAGCAAAUGCAGGUAAUCCAGACGAAGUCAUCCAGCAAGCUAAAAUGGAUAAGAUUGUUGAAGAAUACGAGGAGUCCAUCAAACGACGAACGCCUGUUCCACCACACGGUAUCAAACCGGUUAACUUAGACUGUGCUUAUAAUGUACAUGUUGGGGAUAUAAAACCAGUUGAAUGUGUGGAUAUUGGCGACAGUGAAUUUACGCCGAAACAUAUAGAUACAAAAGAAGAAGCGUUGAAGAAGCAUUAUGAUGCUAUUCUAGCGAAACACAAAGAGGUGUGCGCCACUACAAAAUUACCGGAAUGUGAGACACCUACUCCAAUCGGAUUGGACAGACCUCCAAUGAAGAAAGAAAAAGUUAAAGCAGAACCUUUGAUGGUACAACCCUACGAGUUACCCUAUGGAGCUUGUCGUAUAAAGAGCGUGCGUUUCGCCGAAGGACCGGAAAGAUGUGAGAGAGAUGCAAAGGAUCUCUGUGAUCACAAAAACAAGCAAAUAGCCUGCAAUUGCACCAACUACUAUCAGAAAUGCACAUAGACAUACCUUCAAACCAACAAAAUUCUUAAUUAUAUUUUCAAUAACCUAGAAAAUUAUAAAAAACACAUUUCGAAAUAUUUAAUCCAUACCAGGUGGCAAAGGUUCAGAAUCUAUCCUUGGGAUAUCAAACUGAUGUGCAUCCUGGAAUAUAAAUUAUUUUGUUAAAACCUUUGUAAUAACAACAAAAUAAAAAUAAUUUUACCACA
Molecule: messenger RNA, 2613 nt
Organism: Dalotia coriaria
Lineage: Eukaryota; Metazoa; Arthropoda; Insecta; Coleoptera; Staphylinidae
Product: EF-hand domain-containing protein 1-like
Exons: 4
Coding region: 140-2407 (755 amino acids)
Biological process (GO): mitotic spindle organization; mitotic cytokinesis; cilium-dependent cell motility
Cellular component (GO): axoneme; mitotic spindle
Molecular function (GO): alpha-tubulin binding
Source: RefSeq, a predicted model, not a curated record